Molecule: messenger RNA, 858 nt
Organism: Cyphellophora attinorum
Lineage: Eukaryota; Fungi; Ascomycota; Eurotiomycetes; Chaetothyriales; Cyphellophoraceae
Exons: 1
Coding region: 1-858 (285 amino acids)
Source: RefSeq, a predicted model, not a curated record
AUGGCGGAUCUGCCUAUGCCGCGGCCGAACGUCCCACCGCUGCCACUGUCUGAGUAUAAGGUGCUCUCGGUUGACAUCUACGGGACGGUCAUUGAGUACAAAGCGCAUGUGCUUGGCUCUUUCCGUCCGCUAAUUGAACGGCUGCACCGUCCCUCGCCAUACCUGGACAGCACGCCUCUCACGGAGCGCAGUGAUUCUGCGACGAAGGGCGACAUCGAGUUCCUGAAGCUCUUCCAGCGGCAUGAGGACGCCAUCAAGCUGGAAUUGGCUGAGAAGCCGCUACGGUUCGACCAGAUCAUGCAGGAGAUAUGGCGAAGGAUCGCCGCGGAUUUGAACGUUACUACUACCGAGGAGGAAGCUGCAGCUUUUGGUAGUAAGGACACGAUCGCAUCAUGGCCGACAUUUGAAGGGACAUUUGAAGCGUUGUCGUAUCUAAGUACGCGCUAUCGACUUGUUGCACUGUCUAAUAUUGAUAAGUUUGCGUGGAACAUCACAGCGGCUUCCGACAAGAGCAGCCUCGGUGAGAUCUUCUGGUGGAAGGUCUUCACGGCGGAGGACUUCGGGACUGAUAUGAAGCGUGCUGAUGAUGCGAAGCUAGAGAAAUUGAUCGAAUAUGCCACCUCACAAGGGUUCGACAAGUCGCAGAUCAUUCACGUUGCUCAAAGUCUGGGUCACGAUCAUGCCCCAGCGAAGAGGCUGGGGCUCAGCAGCGUCUUUCUGAUCGGCGACGGUCCUGUGUGGGGCAAGGAGGCGGAGAGUAAGAUGGCGCUGGAUAAGGAGCUUGUCGGAUACGCGUGGAGGUGCAAGGAUCUGAAGGAGUUCGCCGAGCUGGUAAAGGCAGCUUUCGGAGAUUCGUGA